AUGUUCUUCGCCCAGCCCGACUGCCCCGCGAGGUUCGCCCACCACGACGAGCACCGCAUUAGGGGCCUCAACGCUGAGGCUAUCGCCCGCGUCCUCCUGCCGGUGCCCUCGUGGCUGCUCGAGGCCGACUACGCACCCCUCCGGGCCGAGGGCGACGACCUGGGCCCCUCUCUCUUCUUUAGCCUAAACCUCUCUAUCUACGGCCAGCCAAUCGUCGACACGGACUGGUCCGAGCAAUGGUUCUUUAUGAGCGGCCGCGUUCACCCCUACGCCCUCGCCUGGGAGGUGGAGCGCCGCGACGGUCUUGAGGCCGGCCCAGACGAUACCGUCCUCUACACGGUGCCCGCCCUUAUCGUCCGCGACCAAGGCUACCAGCCCGUCCUCCCACGCUCCUUGGCCUCUGGCGGCCAGUUCCCGUCUACGCAUCCUGUUGUCUCCUUCCAUGGCGUCAUCGCCGGGCCUGGCCUUGACCUCCUGCGUGGAGACUUCCUGCCAGGUCUCGGGCCCGACCAGCUCCGCUCCUGCGGCUUCGUCCGGCUCACUACCUACAUCGCCCCUGGCCUGCCGGACCGGAUUCCCUUUAAGGGCUACCACCCCUUCCAGGUCUUUGUUAUCUUUCCCAUCUAUGCUAACCCUUGGGCCGUGCUAUGCAAGAAAAUUGCUGAAAGGCCUAACUCUUCCUUCCUGCCCGGCGUCCCUUUACCUGCACUGGAAAGGUCGUCGGCCUUCUCGACCACCGUCUUAUGCUCUGCCCCGGGCUCAGAGCGCGAUUACGUCUUUAUCGUCGUCCCGGACAGCUGGAACUUUGUCGACAGGCCCUCGGCGGCCGCCUCCGCCUCGGCUUCCCCGCUACGCCCCUUAAACCAGCAGAAUUCGCCGCCUUCCUCGUCUUCGGACACCGUCAGCUCCGCCGCCCCUCCUCCUCUCCCCGCCGGCCGCUUCUUCGUCUCGACCGAGCGGCGUCCCGCCGUUCCGCUCCUGCAGCCAAGCCGGGUCUCCCUCUUGACUCUAUUGUCGCGAGCACCUCCGACCCGCCCGCUCGACCUAUCCGCUAUCGCAUGCAGAAAUGAGCUGCCUACUAUAAACCUAUCGCUCUCUUACGCCUCUUGCCUUUACUAA
Molecule: messenger RNA, 1119 nt
Organism: Hirsutella rhossiliensis
Lineage: Eukaryota; Fungi; Ascomycota; Sordariomycetes; Hypocreales; Ophiocordycipitaceae
Exons: 3
Coding region: 1-1119 (372 amino acids)
Source: RefSeq, a predicted model, not a curated record